AUGAAGAUUGUGCCAUCUGAAUCGACCUCUUGGAGCAAAAGUACAUCUAAAAACAAUGACAGUAAAAAUGAUUCAAAGAAACAAAAAAAGAAAUUGAGGAAACAUUUAUAUAUAUCAUCGAGAAAGAAAGGGACGACAAAGGUCAUCGUUGUUGUUGUUGUUGUUGGAUGUAUCAUAGAAGCAACAAAGUCUGAUGAAUUGCAAUUGGCUGAUAUGACGCGAAAUUUAAACUUCACAUGCAUAACCGCAUUUGAGCUGUUUUCAAUUAGGCUAACACUACCUGUCUCGCUUAAAUUUUUAACAGCUAUCGGCUGUCUCGUUGUCGGUUGUCAGUUGUCAGUUGUCAGUUGCCAGUUGCCACCAUCCACAAAAUCAUUUGUACCACCAAAAACGCCUUCGCUUAGGAACAGUGGAAAAGAAUGCAUAAUAGAGAAUCGAUUUGAACUGGGUUGGAGCAGGAGCGGCAAAGUCGCACAAUGUCCGCUUAGGUGUCUCAGAAGUACCAAAAGCGCUAGGCAAACUGACAAAGCAAUAUUUAAU
Loa loa (African eye worm) is the source of this 540-nucleotide messenger RNA. RefSeq lists its product as hypothetical. The annotation marks the transcript as partial. The record is from RefSeq and is a predicted model, not a curated record. The transcript has 4 exons. Lineage: Eukaryota; Metazoa; Nematoda; Chromadorea; Rhabditida; Onchocercidae.